AGGUCACACAAAAUUCUGUAAAAACAAGUUAUUAUUUAACUCAAUUGGACUUGUUCCUUUGAGUAAACAAAGUCUGGGUAAUAUUGUUAUUUUUUUGAUUAGGACAAUUCAUCCAAGGCUAGAGAGCUUUAAAUUAUUCCAAUUUUAAUAUCUCUUUUUAUAUUUUUCCCAUAUUAUUAAAAAUCAUCUUCAGUUUCAUCAGAUUAUUCAGUUGAGAGAGGUAAACAUGUUAGCACUUAGAGCACCUGAAACUCGCAUUGAAUUCUCUGUUAGUUAUGAACCCUAAUUAUCUUAGCUAGUCAGACUGGCUAAGCAAGGGUUGGUGGAGCUGAGAAUUAUGGAAAUUUGGGAGGGAUCAUAUUUUGAAACUCCCAAAACUAUUUCAACCAAGAUGAGCCAUCUGACUCUCAGUUUCUAUAGAAUGUUUUUAAUGAGCAAUGCUUUGUGAAGAGAGCUUCAGCAGGAAUCUACAUUGAAACACUGUUAUAUUAAGACCAAAGUCUGCUUUUACAGAACUGGAUCUUCAAUGGCCGGGGAAAGAUUGAUCAACGGGCUGAAAUGAAAAUGAACUCUAUCCUAGAAGAAAUUCUGAUUAAAAGAUCGCAACAAAAGAAGAGAACAUCUCCUUUAAAUUAUAAAGAGAGACUUUUUGUUCUUACAAAAUCCAUGUUAGCAUAUUAUGAAGGUCGUCCAGAGAAAAAGUACAGAAAAGGAUCAGUUGAGAUUUCCAAAAUCAAGUGUGUGGAAAUUGUGAAGAGUGAUGGUAUUAUUCCCUGUCAAAAUAAAUAUCCAUUUCAAGUUGUAUAUGAUAAUAGCACACUCUAUAUCUUUGCUCCCACUGCAUACAGCAGGGACCAGUGGGUAAGGAAUUUGAAAGAAGAAAUAAAGAACAAUAAUAAUAUAAUGGUAAAGUACCACCCCAAAUUCUGGACAGAUGGCAUCUAUCAGUGUUGCAGACAAACAGAAAAAUUAGCACCUGGCUGUGAAAAAUAUAACUUCUUUGAAAAUGGUGUCAAGUCAUUGCCUCUACCGAUGCCAGAUAAAAAUAAGUUCCAAAGAAGACCCCCACCACCUGUUCCUCCAGAAGAAGAGGAAGAAGAGGAAGAAAUAGUAAUAGCCAUGUAUGACUUUCAGCCCACAGAACCUCAUGACUUGAGACUAGAAAGAGGUCAAGAAUAUACCAUAAUUGAAAAAAAUGACAUUCAUUGGUGGAAAGCAAGAGAUAAACAUGGCAACAAAGGAUAUAUUCCAAGCAACUAUGUAACAGGAAAGAAAUCCAACAGCUUAGAUCAGUAUGAGUGGUACUGUAGAAACCUGAACAGGAGUAAGGCAGAAAUUCUUCUCAGAAAUGAGGAUAAAGAAGGUGGUUUUAUGGUGAGGGACUCCAGUCAACCAGGUUUAUAUACGGUAUCCCUUUAUGCAAAAUUUGGGGGAGAAGGGUUAUCUGGAAUAAGACACUAUCAUAUAAAAGAAAUGAUGACACCACAAAAACAGUACUAUCUAGCAGAAAAGCAUCUCUUUAACUCCAUUCCAGAAUUAAUAGAGUAUCAUCAACACAAUGCUGCAGGUCUUGUGACGAGGUUAAGAUAUCCCGUGACUCCAAAAGCAAAACCCUCGCCAGCUACUGCAGGAUUCAGUUAUGAGAAAUGGGAAAUCAAUCCUGCGGAGCUCACCUUUAUGAGAGAACUGGGCAGUGGUCUUUUUGGUGUGGUGCGGCUCGGCAAAUGGAGAGCACAAUAUAAAGUAGCCAUCAAAGCAAUUCGAGAAGGUGCAAUGUAUGAAGAGGACUUUAUAGAAGAAGCUAAAGUGAUGAUGAGGCUAACCCAUCCGAAAUUAGUCCAGCUGUAUGGCGUUUGUACUCAACAAAGACCUAUUUACAUAGUGACUGAAUUCAUGGAGCACGGCUGCCUUCUGAAUUACCUAAGACAAAGACGGGGACACUUCAGUAAGGACAUUCUGCUGACCAUGUGUCAGGAUGUAUGUGAAGGAAUGGAAUACCUAGAAAGCAAUAGCUUCAUUCAUAGAGAUCUGGCUGCUAGGAACUGUUUAGUGAAGGAAUCAGGGGUGGUGAAAGUGUCUGAUUUUGGCAUGACAAGGUAUGUACUUGAUGAUCAGUACACGAGCUCUUCAGGUGCUAAGUUUCCUGUGAAGUGGUGCCCUCCGGAGGUUUUUAACUAUAGCCGAUUCAGCAGCAAGUCAGAUGUCUGGUCUUUUGGUGUUCUCAUGUGGGAAGUAUUUACUGAGGGCAAAAUGCCCUUUGAAACUAACACAAACUAUGAAGUGGUGACUAUGAUUAGCCAAGGACACCGUCUAUUUCGACCAAAGUUAGCUUCUAAGCAUGUUUAUGAUGUGAUGAUGGUGUGCUGGCAUGAGAAACCAGAAGAUCGUCCAACAUUUCAAGUUCUGCUGCAGAUGAUAGAUGCUAUAGCAGAAGAUGGUUCCUCAUGACAAGACAUAACAGAAGUUCACAGUAAGGAGACAGUGUUUUCAAGAUGUUGCUGCUGCACUCUCAUGAAGGCACAAUCCUGGGUGCUGCUUAAAAUGACCACACAGAAAGAAAGCAGCAGUGCAUACUAUUUAUCUCUAAAAGGACCUUGUGAGGUACCCAAAGUUUGCUCAGUUAUUUAAGUAACUGUCUAGCGGACACCUCUAGCAGUUGCCAAAGAGAAAAAGGUGCUUCUUUAACUGAGGACAAGCUGGAACCCCCAUUGAUUGCAGAGCAGUGAUGGAAUCAUAUGCAAGUCUCUUCAGUCUUUUUUUUACAUUCAAACACGAAGAGUGGCAGUUCAUGACUUUUUGAAUCAUGGCCAAAUACUGCCACAACAAUGCUUCUGAGGCCUUCCUUAAAAUUCCUUGUCUUAGAAGGGCUGGCCGCAGCUAUAAAUACUGUUGCUAGCUCCUGAACUUAACAGUUCUGUCUUUUUUGCUUUCUAUCAGACAUUGCAGAACCUAUCAACCACUGGCUCAGAACUGUUCCAUCUCGUGGUUAAGUUUGUGCUUUUUAUCUUUUAUCACAACAAAGUCUUUUUAGAGAAUUUGUAAGUGGAGAAUGCUAAACCUAUAACCAGUUCUGUCAACAGUGCUAGUUGGUACACUGUAGCAGUUAGCUGAUAGCAAAGUAAAACACAAUAAAAGGUAUAUGGAGUACAAGAGGAUAGUACCUGGGUACAAAUCACAUGGUUAAAUAGAGAUUAAUGAGGGCAAAGGUGCUAUGGGCCAAUUACUAUCUUUCAGCCUAACCUACCUCAUAUGGUUGUUGGGUGAAUGGAGGAGAGGGAAAGAUGAAUGGGAGAGGGAAAGAAGUGUAGCAUGAAAAUGUAAUAACAUUAUAGUGGUCUGAAAGUUGUAACUCACACAGGACAUGGUGUAGUAUAGACUAAUAUGAAAGCAGGCUUAGAAUGUACUUGAAUAGUAUUCAGAAUAAACUAUAAAUACAUCUACAUUCUGUAAAUAUAUACAUUGCACACACUUAUUUAUAUGAAAUAGGAACAGACUGUUUCCUGAAAGUUUGGGAAGCAGAGACUUCUGAAUCCUUAUUAUGUUGCACAUUGUUUGUGAUAUUGCACCUGUAGCAGAAGAUAAGCAAGCAUGCUCCAAGUUUGACUAUAAAUCAGAAUCUUGUUGGUCAGUUUGUUGUUCUAACUCUGCAGCCAAUAAAAUGUGUUUCAUGGCCC
Varanus komodoensis (Komodo dragon) is the source of this 3674-nucleotide messenger RNA. It is a transcript of the gene TEC, whose product is annotated as tec protein tyrosine kinase. The record is from RefSeq and is a predicted model, not a curated record. The coding region runs from base 559 to 2448 and encodes 629 amino acids. NCBI's taxonomy places the organism in Eukaryota, Metazoa, Chordata, Lepidosauria, Squamata, Varanidae. Gene Ontology annotation, biological process: regulation of platelet activation; intracellular signal transduction; T cell receptor signaling pathway. The transcript has 18 exons. Gene Ontology annotation, molecular function: non-membrane spanning protein tyrosine kinase activity; protein binding; ATP binding.